AGCGCGAAUCUAUGAUCCAUGCCCAAAAAUUUACCGUAUUCCGACUUUUAGCAAGAAGGUCAAACUAGCCAACGUCCUUCAUAUCGCCCAUAAUGUUUCUUCUUCGCCGUACUGCCGUCCGCGCCAUCACUGCGUCGCCUUCCAAGGCUUUCCUUGCGAAGCCCCGAUCCAUCAACACCGCCACACCCUCUGCCUUCCGUCUAAGACAACAGCAAUGGUCAAUAUCAUCUUUCCAGAGACGAUUCGCUAGCGAUGAAGCUGCAAAGACAGAGCAGGCUGAGGUUGCCGCCGCCGACACCCCAGAGAACUUUGCGCAGACAGCCGCUGAGGCACCCGUCGAGGAGAACUUGACACCGGCUCAGCAAGAAGUGCAAGCCGAGCCCACCGACGCCUCUGCUACCGUUGGUGCCGACGCGCUAGAUGCUGCCGUUGAACACGCAGACAAAGGCAGGACGUUUAAGAAGUCACGGACUACACCCCCCAACAACAUGCUAUACAUUGGCAACCUGUACUACGAAGUCACUGCAGAGCAACUGAAGCGCGUCUUUUCCAAGUUUGGCGAUGUUGAGAGCACCAGGAUUGUCUACGACAACCGAGGCCUAAGCAGAGGCUUCGGAUAUGUCGAAUUCAAGAACGUCUCGGAUGCGCAAGCUGCCCUUGACAACCUCGACAUGCAGGUCUUCGAAGGCCGCAACCUGGUCGUCCAGUUCCACCAAGCCAAGCCCAACUCCAGGACCCGCAACACGAGCACAAACAAAUUCGAGGCCAACCCUCCUUCCAAGACACUGUUCAUUGGCAACAUGUCUUUCGAGAUGUCAGACAAGGACCUCAACGACCUCUUCCGCGAUGUUCGCAACGUCAUGGAUGUCCGUGUGGCCAUUGACAGGAGGACCGGCCAGCCCAGAGGCUUUGCUCACGCAGACUUCAUCGAUGUUGCUAGCGCCACCAAGGCCAGGGAGGUUCUGAAGGAGAAGACCAUCUACGGCAGGCAACUCCGCGUCGACUUCAGCAAAUCUGGCACGGAACAACAGCGCAGCAAGCGUUCCGACUCUACCCAGGAGUAAGGGACGACGAUAAAAAGAGGCCCAGAACUGUGAGAACAUGCAAGGAGAAGGUCGCCUACCCCGUUUCUACAACGAUGCAUGUACGGCGGAAAUGAUUGGCAUUUCUGCACGAUUGCACGACCGGGACAUGUAGCCCAUUGGCUGCAUAAUGUGUUGAUAGACAUGACUUUUGUAUCAUAGUGGAUGAGCGUCUGGCGUUGUUAUAUUCCCAUCUCUCUUUGUGCAUGGUAGGGGAUCAAGGUUUACAAGAGGCAUGCUGACCUAACAAAACUUUGCCAAUGUACACUAUCGGUCCAUGUUGUGAAGAAACUUGGUAUGGCGA
Alternaria alternata is the source of this 1386-nucleotide messenger RNA. RefSeq names its product RNA-binding domain-containing protein. NCBI's taxonomy places the organism in Eukaryota, Fungi, Ascomycota, Dothideomycetes, Pleosporales, Pleosporaceae. The record is from RefSeq and is a predicted model, not a curated record. Bases 93 to 1064 code for a protein of 323 amino acids. The transcript has 3 exons. Gene Ontology annotation, molecular function: RNA binding.